AGCUUCUGUAUGAUGCAGAUCUGGAGCGGGGCGUCAAGAGUUUAGGCUUAGUUUGGUGAAUGUGUGAACUGAAGCCGUUACAGGCAGAGCCUGCUGCCGUUCAAUUCGCCGCUGCGAGACGACGAAGAGGAGGACGAAGAAGAUAGUGAUGCAGGCAGACAGGAUGCUGCAUUAUGAGGAAGCUGCAGCUGGUCAGCAGCGGGUUCAUGAAUGGAGCAGCUGCAUGUGUUGAUUGAUCUCUCUACGUCGUCCUGGUUGUGUUUCCUGGUGAUAAAGUCUCAACAUGCUCUGCCUCUCGCCCAGUGACCGCUGGAGAUGGGCACCAUCCCCUAUCAGGCUAAAGAUGUGUGGCAUCUGGGCUUUGUUUGGCAGUGAUGAGUGUCUGUCGGUUCAGUGCACGUGUGCUAUGAAGAUCGCUCACAGGGGCCCCGAUGCUUUCCGCUUUGAAAAUGUCAACGGUUUCACCAACUGCUGCUUUGGCUUCCACCGACUGGCCAUUGUGGACCAGCUGUAUGGUAUGCAGCCGCUUCGAGUCAAGAAGUUCCCUUACCUGUGGCUCUGCUACAACGGAGAGAUUUACAACCACCAAGCACUGAAGACAAAGUUUGACUUUGAUUAUCAGACUAAAGUAGAUGGUGAGAUUCUGCUCCAUCUGUAUGACCGCUUUGGAGUCCAGAAGAUGGCUUCUCUCCUGGAUGGAGUAUUUGCUUUCAUCCUGCUGGACAUGGCCAACAGAAAAGUCCACCUGGGGAGAGACACGUACGGCGUCCGGCCGCUCUUUAAGUUCCUCGCCGACGAUGGCUUCCUUGCAGUCUGCUCAGAGGCCAAAGGCCUUGUAGAGAUCACCCACUCUAUGGAAACCGCUGUCAGCAUCGUUCCCUUCCUCCCUGGCCACUUUGAGGUCUUUGACUUGAAACUUAGCGGCAAAGUUCAGUCGGUUCAGUUUGAGCGGUUUCACUGCUGUACCAGAGAGCCGGCUCACGCCCUGUACGACACGGUGGGAGGCCUGUCUUCAGAUUUUGGGGAGGAAACUGUGAAACGCAACAUCAGAAGUCUGUUUGAAAACGCUGUGAGGAAACGCCUUAUGGCCCACAGACGCAUCGGUUGUCUUCUGUCAGGCGGUCUGGACUCCAGUUUGGUUGCGGCCAUGCUGCUGAAGCUGUCCAAAGAGGAGAAGCUGCCGUAUUCCAUUCAGACGUUUUCCAUCGGCUCUGAGGACAGUCCUGAUGUCAUGGCUGCUGAAAAGGUGGCCGCUCACAUAGGCAGUGAGCACCACAAGGUGGAGUUCACAGCAGAGGAAGGAGUCAAAGCUCUGGAGGAGGUCAUCUUCCACCUGGAGACCUAUGACAUCACCACUGUCCGAGCCUCUGUUGGGAUGUACUUGAUAUCGAAGUACAUCAGGGAGAAGACAGACAGUGUGGUGAUCUUCUCUGGAGAGGGCUCUGAUGAGCUGACUCAGGGUUACCUUUACUUCCACAAGGCGCCAAGUGCCAAAGCAGGAGCAGAGGACAGCGUCCGCCUCUUAAAGGACCUCUACCUGUUCGAUGUUCUUCGUGCUGAUCGGACCACCGCUGCACACGGUUUGGAGCUCAGAGUGCCUUUCUUGGACCACAGAUUCACGUCCUACUACCUUUCCCUUCCUGAGGAGAUGAGAACUCCUAAGGACGGAGUGGAGAAACACCUCCUCAGAGACUCUUUCAAAGGCCUGAACUUGAUUCCUGAUGAGAUCCUGUGGAGACGGAAGGAAGCCUUCAGUGACGGUAUGACGUCUGAGAAGAAGUCCUGGUACACCUACCUGCAGGAGCAUCUGGACUCUGUGGUCAACGACAGCCAGAUGGAGAAGGCUCAGCAGACUUUUCCCCACAACCCCCCCAGGACCAAAGAGGCCUACUACUACAGACAGGUGUUUGAGAAGUUCUUCCCGGGCCGGGCCCAGUGGCUGUCCCAUUACUGGAUGCCUCGUUGGAUCAGCGCCACUGACCCGUCAGCGCGGACCCUGUCCAUCUACAAGCCUGACAAACAGCAGUGAUUGGCCGGAGCUUCUGUGUGUUUCUGCCUAUGAAGAUGUCAGGCUGUUAUGGCUGUCAGAGGUCAGCUGGAGACCGAGCUGACUUUGGGACUCCACGUUGUCUCUGCCUUUAGUCCACAGCUGUAUAAGCAGCCCAUGAUGCUGUGUAGAAGCUCUAAGACAGCUUCAGUCUUCAGCGUGGUGGUCUCCGUUAGUCCAUCUGAACCUAGAAUCAUCCAACUCGCCCUCUGUUGGUGUGGAGCUCCUGGCAGCUCUGCAGCGUUCGGUUUGUCUGAUGUUCACCACAGGAAGCUGAAGCUGACCACCUGCCUAAUGAUCUGUUAAAUAAAAGCAAAUUCCAUGAAUCGCCUCA
Molecule: messenger RNA, 2381 nt
Organism: Xiphophorus hellerii (green swordtail)
Lineage: Eukaryota; Metazoa; Chordata; Actinopteri; Cyprinodontiformes; Poeciliidae
Gene: asns
Product: asparagine synthetase
Exons: 12
Coding region: 284-2029 (581 amino acids)
Cellular component (GO): cytosol
Molecular function (GO): asparagine synthase (glutamine-hydrolyzing) activity
Source: RefSeq, a predicted model, not a curated record